AUGACGGACGCCUUUUAUCUGGCUUCGGCCAGCGACAAACAAAAAUCAUCUUCAUCAAACCCGCCUGUCCCUUGGACACUACACCUCAUAGACGUUCCCGCUCGACCGCUCACAAGACCACCAGCCGUGCUACUCUCCUUGUGGGAUGUUCGCCGAGCGCGACUGACUUCGCCGAGCUACUACCGGCACAUCCCACCUCCUGUGUCACCAUUUCCUGAACCGCAGCGGUCCUUUGCGACAAUUGCGACCCAAACGACGGACAGCGAGUGGGAGUCUCCUGCAAAACCGACUGAGUACCGCCGUCCCUCAACGCCUCCCUGUUCGCCGGAGAGAAGGUACACUCCGCCACCCAGGACAGUGACCGAUCCCUCUCGACGACUGACAUCAUCACUAACGCCGCCCAGUUCGCCGGAGAGCAGGUACACUCCGCCACCCAGGACCGUGACCGAUCCCCCUAGCCGACUGACAUCAACACUGACGCCUCCUUCCCAUUGCAUUGUAACUAAAACUGCACCAUGCAUCACUUGGCAGCCAUGUAAAUAA
Molecule: messenger RNA, 543 nt
Organism: Neodiprion fabricii
Lineage: Eukaryota; Metazoa; Arthropoda; Insecta; Hymenoptera; Diprionidae
Product: proline-rich receptor-like protein kinase PERK8
Exons: 1
Coding region: 1-543 (180 amino acids)
Source: RefSeq, a predicted model, not a curated record